Molecule: messenger RNA, 1963 nt
Organism: Malania oleifera
Lineage: Eukaryota; Viridiplantae; Streptophyta; Magnoliopsida; Santalales; Ximeniaceae
Product: probable 3-deoxy-D-manno-octulosonic acid transferase, mitochondrial
Exons: 12
Coding region: 312-1649 (445 amino acids)
Biological process (GO): lipid A biosynthetic process
Cellular component (GO): plasma membrane
Molecular function (GO): transferase activity
Source: RefSeq, a predicted model, not a curated record
UUUUCAAUUCAAUUGGAUUCCAUUUUACAAUUCAUUUCAUUUUCCGAUUUUUCACGUCACUCCUACCAUCCCAAUUCUCAAAUCCCCGACCCUCUCCCCGAGGCACGAGCAUUCAAAUCGGUGUUCUGUCAACGGUGACUUCAGUGCUGGAUGGAUAUCGCCCAUGGACAACGGAGCUUUUAAGCUCUCUACCCGAAAAUUUCUUCUCAGUCCCGGUUUGUCAAUAGGCAAAUGCCCACUUCCCAAGCACGCUCUGCCCAAGUCGUCGACAGACGCAGGCCGUCGUGAAGUGCAGGAGAGGCGGAGAAGGAAUGGUUGCAGAGAAGGGAAAGGUAGUUUAUAAGCUGUACAGGGCACUGACCUAUGGCCUCACUCCGUUGCUCUACCUUCAUCUGCGUUGGCGCAGACUCUGCGGGCGCGAGCACCCCCUUCGGUGGACAGAGCGUCUGGGCCGCCCCUCUCUCUUUCGCCCCCCGGGUCCUCUACUCUGGUUUCACGCCGUCUCUUUAGGUGAAGGAAUGGCUGCAAUUCCUAUAAUCAAACAUUCUAUUCAACAGAGGCCUGAUUUUACCAUUUUGAUGACGACAACGAGGACUACACCACUUGAAGUAAUAAGGAAUCAGCUUCCAAAUGGUGUCCUAUGUCAGUUUGCUCCAUUUGAUACGCCUGUUGCUAUUGAUUCUUUCCUUGCGUGUUGGAAGCCAAAUGCAAUCAUGCUAAUGGAAAGUGAACUGUGGCCAAAUCUGAUUAUGAGUGCCUCAGAAUAUGGUAUUCCACUGGCUUUGUUAAAUGCUCGAAUGUCUAAAAAAUCAUUUAAAUUUUGGUCAGGACCAGUUGGGUUUCCACUGAUUUCAUUGAUGCUGUCAAAAUUUUCCUUGAUUGUUCCAUUGAGCACUAUUCAGGCAAUCCAUUUUCAGCUAUUGGAAGCUUCUCCAUUCAUCAUAAACUUUUCUGGUGACCUGAAAUAUGCUGUUGAAGAUUUUGGUGUCUCCAAUGAAGAGUUAAAAAGAAUAGAAGACCUGCAGUUACAGCUUGCCCAUAGGCGGCUUUGGUUGGCUUCGUCCAUACAUAGAGGUGAAGAAAAAGUAAUGCUGAGAGUUCACAAAGUGCUUAUGCAGAGGUACCCUGAUCUGGUCAUUAUUAUUGUUCCCAGAUAUCCACAACAUGGACAAGAGAUUGCUCUAGAACUGGAGAAAGAAGGUUUGCGUGUAGCUUUGAGGUCUUGCCAUGACAAGCUUAUGCCAGGAGGAAAUAUAUAUAUUGCAGACACAUUAGGUGAACUCAGAUGUCUCUAUAGGCUAACUCCAGUAGCAGUAAUUGGAGGUUCUUUCCUGCCUGGUUUAGCUGGGCAUAACAUUUCAGAAGCUGCUGCAGCUCGCUGUGCGGUUUUCACUGGUAAAAAUGUGGGGCACUUCUCUCACAUGGUACGAGAAAUGCAGCAGUUGAAUCCUUUGUCAGUUCUUCAGGUUUCGGGAGAAUUGGAGUUGAUCGACACUCUCAGCAAGCUUUUCAGUGAUGACAAACUAUUGGAAGCACGUCGUGCAGCUGCAAAACAUGCAUUUCAUGCUCUAUCAAGUGGAGUAGUUGCAAAGAUUUGGAACCUACUGAACUUUCAUGUUUUCAAAGGGGCCUUGUUAGAAAUAAAUUGAAUGUUAGUGGACAACAAAUCCAAUUUGAAUACAUGCUGCCUGAUCCAAAAUCAAGUAUGCUAUGUUUUUGGCAUUUAUUUUGAUACCAUCUAGGGGUGAGCAUAAUUCGGGAAAACCCGAAAUAACCAAAUUAACCGACCGAAAUUGGUUGGUUCGGUUUGGUUUGGUUUGGUUCGGUUAAGAACACAAGAUCGGUCGGUUCGGUUAUGGUUUUACAAAGUUCGAUCAAGAGAAAUGUUAAUUCGGUUAAUCGAAAUAACCGAUUUAAUAAUUAAUUAAAAUUAAAUAUAAAUUAGUAUAUGUUAAUUUGUUAA